Sceloporus undulatus (fence lizard) is the source of this 3015-nucleotide messenger RNA. RefSeq names its product coiled-coil domain containing 12 (gene CCDC12). The transcript has 8 exons. The record is from RefSeq and is a predicted model, not a curated record. Gene Ontology annotation, cellular component: post-mRNA release spliceosomal complex; U2-type spliceosomal complex. The coding region runs from base 658 to 1161 and encodes 167 amino acids. Lineage: Eukaryota; Metazoa; Chordata; Lepidosauria; Squamata; Phrynosomatidae.
UCCUCCUCCCAGGUGCCAUUUUCUGGCUUCCCGCUGUCUCGCUUCCCGCUGGCGGAAGAGAGACAUCGGGAGGCCCGAAAAUGGUAGGGAGGAGGCGGAAGGGGCACACGCCUGUUCCGCCUUCUCCCUCGCCCCCAUGCCUGGCGAAAUCGCGCUGCAUGCCACCUGUGGCACGCGUGCAACGCAUUUACCAUCAUGGCACUAGGGUAAGUAAAGCAAGGUUUCCUACCUACCCUCUGCCAUGUUCCCAAACAACCUUGGGGUUAUCCUAAAUCUAAUAACUGUUUUGUAAAUCCAAAGUUUAAACAAUCAGUCAUUCCAGAAUCCCACUGCGGGUUCUGUUCAGAGCAUCAGGUCUUUCUUACUUGCAAGAUAUCACCAAGUAUUCCUAGAACCUAGCUAUCAGGUAUAAAUAUCAGUCCCAAUUCUGUGAGCACAGAGAGUCUUCUUUGCUCACUGUGUCGUCCUUGGAUUUUGUCUGAGCCAUCCCUCGCUUUCUGUGGAUCUGUCUGCAGGACUGAAGGGAAAGGCUGUCCUCCUCCCAUCGAUGAGCUAGGCGCUCUGCUCGCCUCCCUUGGGUUCGUCGAUCGAUGAUCUUGGCGCUCUGCUGACCGCCUCUGCUUUUUUGCCCAUUGCGCCUGCGCUGUGCGCGGCAAGAUGGCGGCCGCGCCGGGAGGGCUGCAAGAAGAAGCGCUGAAGCGGAAGGAGCGGCUGAAAGCGCUGCGGGAGAGGACCGGGGCAGCAGCCAGGCAGAAUAAAGAUGAAGCUGCGCCAGAAGCCAAACAGUUCAGAAGUGACAACGAAGAGGAAGAGACACCAAAGUACAAGGAGCUCAAGUUGCGGAAUUAUACUCCAGAAGAUGAAGAACUCAAGGGUCGGACGGUGCCUCAAGCCAAGCCUGCCUCAGUGGAAGACAAGGUGAAAGAUCAGCUGGAGGCGGCCAAGCCAGAACCGAUCAUCGAAGAAGUGGAUUUGGCAAAUCUUGCACCCAGAAAACCUGACUGGGACUUGAAGCGAGAUGUAGCCAAGAAGCUGGAGAAGCUCGAGAAGCGAACACAGAGGGCAAUUGCUGAGCUAAUACGAGAAAGGCUAAGAGGCCAAGAGGAGAACUUGGCAUCGGCGGUUGACUCGGCAAAACAGGACGGAAGUGAUUCGGACUGAAGUUCCCCUUCAAGCCAAGUUGGGAAACCUUCUCGUGAUCCUCUUGGGUUUGGCUCAGGUGGUCAGUGAAGAAAUUUCCCACAGUUUCCUCUGCUUACAGGGCUUUGUUGAAACAAGAGGGCCAGGCAUAUUUGAUUCAGAUCCACAAAAUAUAAAGGCAUGCUGAUGUGUAUGUGAAACCCAUAGCAGGGAGACAAAAGUGUGAGGCAUCUCAGGGAGUUGUUUUUAUGUAGGAAAACCUCGGGGAGACCAAGGCGAAAAGGAAGAUAAAAGGACUGAAGAAGUGAAUUGCAAUUACUUUCAGACCUGUGUCCAGGGGAGAUAACAUCCGCCCACAGAAAUGAUUGAACAAUGCCAGAAGAAAGCCUAAGGAAUCACUGUAAAAGCAGAUAACCCCAAUUUGAGAAAUUGCUGGGUAGGCGGCAGCCCCUUGAAAUUAUCUCACAUGUGUUACAGGUAAUUGGCAAGCUGAAUAAGUCCAUGAGCAGAACUUGGAAAACUUGAUUUUGUACACUACAACUCCCAGAAUACUCCACCCUGCAUGGCCAGUGGCCAUGCCAGCUGGGAGAGCUGUGCUGAUGAGCAGGACUUUGCAAACCUGUUUGCUGUAGUAAGUGCUCAGUAGCCAAUUCCAUGUGUGCUCAGAGGGUGCCUUUUCAAAAUAACUACAACAAUCCAGCAACAACUGAAUGUGGUGACUGUUACAGGAGGCAAUGAAAUGCAGUUUGGGCUCCCCCAGAUUUGAGCAGAGCACACCUUCCUGAUGAUUUUGACUUCUUCUGAAUGCCUUUGCCUACCCAAAACGCCAGGCCUCAGCUGCAAGAGAUCUCCUGACUGAUCUGUUCCCCCUCCACAGCAAAAAUAGACCACUACAGACUGUGAAACCAUCUCUCAAGGGGGACAAUGUGCUAAAACAGCAAGAUGUCUUUUUAAAAUAAUCUUUGUUCAAGAAACACAAAACAAAUACACAAACUUUUAAAAUAAACAGCAAACAUUAAUAAAAGAGAAUCCUCCAUUCCAACCAUAUCCCAUUAUAUCAUUCCUAUGGUACCCUUCCUAUCGGUCUUAAACUUAUCUUUUAUCUUAGUUUCCUAAAUCCCAUUCACAUCUAAAAUCUAAUAUCUUAGUCUUCUAAUGGAAAUCACAUCUAAGAUGCUAUUCAGACUUCCAUAUUCCUUCUAACAUACUUUAAACCACUAUCCCUCCUUAACCCUCUUUCCAACUUUUUUCAUAUUUCAUGCCUCUUCCAUAUACCUUCUACUUUCCCCCUUCUCUUUCUCAUCCCUUCUUUGAACAGCAAGACGUCUUUGAACAUCCACUCUGUGAUCUAAGUCCUUCCCUACACUUCCACCCUUUCAGGCCUUGGUGGACCUGAGUUGGCCUUUUAGGUGGCCCUGGCAUUGAGGUGGUGCAACUGGUUGCCUUGGCAGGAGCUCCUGUCCUCUUAGUGUGGUGCAGUUGAAAAAACACGAUCCUCCUUCCUCUUGGUGUUCUAGUGACAGUCAUAGAAUGGCCCCUGCUACAUUUGGCAUGUGAAAGAGGGGCAGUAUUACUUUGUGGGUCCCCUGAACCAGUUCUGAACGGAGAAGACAAGAGAGGAAAGAAGACCUCUGAUGUCUUUUGUCGUAGUUUAACAGCCAAGCAGUCCUAGAAGAAAACCUCUCUCAUAUUGUUGCCUUGAGAUGUUAAGUUUGCAUCUUAACAUCUCAAAGCAACUUGGAAUAUAUGUAUGUGUAGACACACACACACACACACACCCCUAUGCCACUCCUUGAGAUCUAAUUUUUAUUCUCAGACCAAAUUGUACUGAUUAAUAUGGAAUUAUUUUUUUAUAAUAAAAAGCUACAAAAGUGA